AUGUCACGGGCAUGCGGCAACUUUGCGAUGGUCGUCGAUCGCAAGUUGCAACGCACCCUUGGCCUAGGCGACGGCGUCCGCCGCUCCCGCACGACGCCGGCCCCUGAAGUUGUGAAGACGAAGGAGGCCCUGCGGAGGAGCCCUGUGCAAGCCCCACCCGCAGCGCAGAGCGUGCCACCACACAGGUGUUGGCCGGGGCGUGGCAAGCUCGCAUGGAUGAUGUUGUUUGGCGUUUUCCUCGUGGUCGACUCCUCCAAGUACCUAGUCGAUGUCAAGGCCAUGAGCAGCGCCCACAUCGCGCAGGCCGUCGUCUUCUCGCAGGACCUCCUGUCCGUGAUCCUCUGCCUGCUUGCUGUUCUCAGGUACGAGGGCGUCAAGGGAAUCCCAGCGACGUUCUGCUCGAUGGAGCUGCUGCGUUGCUUUCCCACCGCGGCGCUCUUCUCACUGGGUAGCGCAUCCAUGGCGCAUGCCUUCAGUCUGGGCGUGGGUGCGGCCACGGCAGUGGCGUUGAAUACUCUCUACAUGCCCAUGUGCGCGUUCGUCAGCAGGUGGAUGUUCCGACGUGCAUAUGGCUGGCUGGAGAUCCAUGCCCUAGCCCUGCUGACAUUUAGCUCCCUGACCUUCUGCGAGCUCCGGAGCCGCGUCAUCGGGCUGCGGAGUGGCAUCCAGGGUGCGACCUUCGUCAUCCUUUCUGGAAUCUUCGCUUGCCUUGCCUGCCUUCUGGCCGAGCGAAUCUUCAAGCAGCGUCACGCCCAGCGCGAGGAAGUGGAGCGGUAUUGUGUGCAAAAGGCACGCUUUGACUUUUGGGGCCUCCUCACUUCGGCCCUGAUUCUGUUUUACCUCGGCGAGCCGCCCUCGCCACAGCUGUACAGGGAUUGGCACUAUAUCCAGGUUGGGGCGGUUCUCCUGCGCGUGGUUCAGACCCUGAUGGGCUGCCUCUUGGUGAAGCACUGGUCCACGGUCGCCAAAGCCGUGCUCCAGUGCUUGUCGAUGCUCCUCGUUUUCUUUUUUGGCGACGUGGCCUUCCUGAACCGCGGCCAGGGUAACCUGUGUAUAUACAUGCUUGCCUUGCUGGUGUCGCUGGCGGCGUUCAUGUACCAGCUGGGACGCCGGCAGACAGCGCACCUCCUCCAGGCGGCUUCGGAAGAGAGCGUGGCUGAGACGUGCGAAUCCGAGGCCUCCUUCAGCAGCUUUCAGCGGACCUUCUCGGAUCCGACGGACAACCGUGGUGGAAGAUCGCUGUUGCAACGGCAGAGGGCGAGCACGGAAGAGGUCCAGCCCAUCGACGUCCAGGUCUGCUGCCCUUCAGAGUUCGCGCCGGUGAGCCCAAGUCAGCUGCUGUCACAGCGGCUGCCCCGGCUGCCAGAGGUCGACCAGCUCGAGCUCUUGGACCAGGGCUGGUUGGCGCAGGAGCGCUCGCGGAACUCCCAGUUCGUCGCCUGGAUCUCCUCCAAGAGCGGCGUGCUCGUUCAGCUCCUUUGCGUUGCGAUCUUCGUGUUCUUUGACUCGGCACGGACGAUUGUGAAUGAUCAAUUCAUCCGGAGCGCUCCAAUCGUCUCCCAGUCGGUCACGUUUGCGCAGUUUGGGGCCUCCGUGGUGGUCGGCCUGCUGGUGACAGGGUUGGUGGACGGACUCCCCGGGCUGCGCGAAGCAUUGGCCUGGAAGGACGUCUUGCGGUCCUUUCCGGUGGCUGCCUGCUUCUCGCUGAGCCAGACGUUUACCAUCAUGGCCUACAGUGCUGGGGUCAGUGGUAUGGAGAACACAGUCGUUGGCAACGUGUACCUGCCUUUGAGCGCCCUACUGAGCCGAUGGAUCUUCCGCCGCUCCUACAGCUUCCUGGAGUGGAUCGCGCUCACAGCGCUGAUGCUCAGCGCCAGCGUCUUCGUGCUGCUGCAGCAGUCUCCCUCAGGCCAGGUGUCGUCCCACAUCUUCUCCACUGGGAUCCUCUUCGUGAUACUCUCCGUCUGCAUGUCUUGCCUGGCCUCGAUGCUUUCGGAGAAGAUCAUGAAGGCCGGCAGCAGCCCCUUCUACAUCCAGAAGGUGACCUUGGAUAUCGGCAGUUUCCUUACUUCGAUCGUCAUGCUGUUCGUCUGCGGCGUAGCCAGCCAGCGGCCCAACGAUGCCUUCUGGAAGACGCGGGACGUGAGUGGAAGGAUGGAGGCGGGUAUCUUCGUGGCCUGGGACGCCCGGAUGGUGCUGGUGCUGGUGGUGACCCUGCUCCAGAACUGGCUCGCAGGCCUGGUGGCCAAGCGGCUCUCGACCGUCAUCCGCUCCAGCGCACAGCAGAUUUCCCUGCUCAUCGUCUACUUCGUGGGGGACAUUUGGUUGAACCACGUCGUCUUCGACUGGACCCUGUAA
This is a messenger RNA of Symbiodinium natans, 2358 nucleotides long. The record is from the annotation of a GenBank genome assembly. NCBI's taxonomy places the organism in Eukaryota, Dinophyceae, Suessiales, Symbiodiniaceae.